Molecule: messenger RNA, 3191 nt
Organism: Aspergillus novofumigatus IBT 16806
Lineage: Eukaryota; Fungi; Ascomycota; Eurotiomycetes; Eurotiales; Aspergillaceae
Product: Six-hairpin glycosidase
Exons: 7
Coding region: 1-3144 (1047 amino acids)
Biological process (GO): carbohydrate metabolic process
Molecular function (GO): intramolecular lyase activity
Source: RefSeq, a predicted model, not a curated record
AUGACGAGGAUUCACUUUUUGAAUGUCGUUCUGAGCCUCCUGACUCUACUUCCCGUCGUUCUAGCACAAACAUGCUGGAGGAACACGACUUGUUCGGGGCCAGAAGGCAGUGCAUUCGAAGGGCCAUGGGAACAGGGCAUUUAUGCGCCUUCUUCGAGGACUGUUCGUCCUAAGAAGAUUCUGUCCAUCACCAACUUGAGCCUGAACUCAGCUUAUGCACAAGCAAUGCCGGCUACUCUCCAUGGCAAUGGGUCGCUUGUCAUAUUCGAUUUUGGCAUCGAAGUCGGCGGUAUCGUCACUCUAAAUUAUACCUCCUCAGGCAGCGGAGCCUUAGGAAUAGCGUUUACAGAGGCCAAGAACUGGAUAGGCGAAUGGUCAGACUCGUCCAACGGCGCAUUUAAGGGUCCUGAUGGGGCACUGUACACAAGAUUCACCAAGGCUGGAAAGGGCUCGUAUACAAUGCCAGACGAAGCCUUGCUGUUCGUGGUCACGAAUGACUCUACCAAGGUUCAGAUCGAGGAUGUGAGCUUGGAACUUGGCUUCCAGCCGACGUGGUCGAAUUUGCGGGCCUACCAGGGCUACUUCCACUCGAACGACGAACUGCUCAAUCGAGUUUGGUACAGCGGCGCCUAUACAUUGCAAACCAACUCUGUUCCAGUCGACACUGGUCGUCAAGUCCCUAUGCUGCAUAACGGAUGGGCCAAUAAUGCAACUUUGGGUCCUGGUGAUACUAUCAUUGUCGACGGGGCUAAAAGAGACCGCGCAGUUUGGCCCGGUGACAUGGGAAUUGCUGUUCCUUCAGCUUUUGUCAGUACAGGAGACUUGGAGAGUGUUAAGAAUGCUCUCCAAGUCAUGUACAACACGCAAAAUACCACGACAGGUGCUUUUGACGAAUCGGGGCCACCGCUCAGUCAGAAGAAUUCAGAUACCUACCAUAUGUGGACGAUGAUCGGAACCUACAAUUACGUGCUAUUCUCCAAUGACACCGACUUCCUUUCAGCCAACUGGCAGAAAUAUCAAGCAGCUAUGGACUUCAUCUAUGGAAAGACGGGAGCACAGCUGGCUGCUUGGGCAGAUAGCACGAGUUCUCUUGUAGACACGUGGAACACCAGAGCAGAUAAUCUCAAGAAGGCUAUCAAUCAGUACUGCUGGGACGAUGCAUAUGGGGCGUUCAAGGACAAUGCGACGGCCACGACUCUUCAUCCCCAGGACGCAAAUAGCAUGGCAGUGCUUUUCGGCAUUGUCAACCAGACACGCGCUGCUAGUAUCUCCGAGAGGCUGACAGAUAAUUGGACCCCAAUCGGUGCAGUUGCGCCUGAGCUUCCCGAGAAUAUCUCGCCAUUUAUAUCGUCGUUCGAGAUCCAAUGUCAUUUUGCCGCCGGCCAGCCCACCAGAGCGCUCGAGCUCAUUCGGCGAAGCUGGGGGUGGUAUCUCAACAAUCCCAAUGGUACAGAGAGCACUGUCAUUGAGGGAUACCUCGCCAACGGCACCUUUGGCUACAGAUCUAGUCGCGGUUACUCGUACGAUGCCUCCUAUGUUUCGCAUGCACAUGGGUGGUCUGCAGGGCCGACGUCUGCCCUAACCAACUACGUCGUCGGCCUUUCAAUUACAUCGCCUGGAGGGAUGACUUGGAAAAUUGCGCCGCAAUUUGGUGAUCUCAAGUCUGCCGAGGCCGGAUUUACAACAUUGCUGGGGAAAUACAAAGCGUCCUGGAAGAGAUACUCGAAGGGAUACAUGCUCCAAUUCUCAGUUCCUCAGGGGACAAUGGGAACACUCACUUUGCCAUUUGUGAGAAGUCCAAAGAAGCCUUCUAUCAAGAUUGACGGACACGACAUCAAAAGGGGGUUGGCGUAUGAAAAUGAAACCGCAACUGUCACACAGGGAGCCAUAUCACGCUCAUUUCCCUGGCGUACUUGUGGCCAGUGUCUCCGACGCCAAUAUCUCCAAUCGAAUCACCUACGCUCCGCCGGCCGUUUUUUCUCGACCGUCAGUCCGCUCCGCACCGCUGCGAAGAACCCCCUUCGAUCGUCAGGAAAUGCGCGCACACGCGAGGCUGAGAUUGCACAAUACCGGCGGUCGAUGACUCUGUCUGCGGCCGGAAUUGCGGCCUGUGCCGUGGCCAUGUAUGGAGUCAUCAAGAUGGACCUGUUUGGUCUUUCCCAGCUCGAGGAGACCAAGCCCGCGAACAACGACAGGAACAGCGAUGCGAACAACGGAGCGCUAAAGCUGGACGGCCCAGACGGCUUCCCGAGUAGCCCGUCGGUGAUCCGCAUUCAAGGACAAGAUGGUGUCGAGCAGGUCGCCACAGGCACCAGCACCGUCCCUCACUUCCCCAGCACGAUCCGACUCCCCAGGUCCCUCGACGACCCCUCGCUCAAGUCCGGAGAAGACCUCCCCGCGGGCCCUGGCGUGGAAGAGGACGAAUACCAGCUCCUGGGCCUGGGGAUCCGCACCGUCUCCUUCCUCCAGAUCCAAGUGUACGUCGUCGGCCUGUACGUCGCCAAGGAGGACAUCUCGGAACUGCAGCAGCGGCUGGUCCGCACGGCGGUGAACCCGCCCGGCCGGGACAGCGUCAUCCGCGAUACUCCGGGCGCGACGUCAGCGACGUCGCUGGUCUCGACCGAGCGGCAAGGGCUGAAGGAGCUGCUCCUGGAUCCGGAGAUGGGCGAGGCCGCGUGGGCCCAGAUCCUCAAGCAGGACGGGCUGCGCACGGCGUUCCGGAUCGUGCCGACGCGCAACACGGACUUCUUGCAUCUGCGGGACGGCUGGGUGCGGGCGAACGCAAAGGCUAAGGAGGGCGCUGCGGGCGCUCCCAGCGAGUUCGAGGAUGAGUCGUUUGGGGCUGCGAUGAAUGAAUUCAAGAGUCUGUUUGGGGGUGGGCAGCGGAAGAAUGUCCCCAAGGGGCAGACCUUGCUUCUGGUAAGGAACGCCCGCGGGGAGCUCAAUGCGCUGUUCCAUCCUGAUCCCGCGAAGCCGAUGCGUUUCCUUGGCCGGGUCGCCGACGAGCGCAUCAGCCGUCUGGUGUGGUUGAAUUAUCUGGCCGGGAAGACGGUCUCCAGCGAGGGAGCGCGCCAGAGUGUUGUGGAUGGAGUAAUGGGGAUUGUGGAAAGACCGGUUGGAACUGUAGUCCUGAAGGUUGUUUAAUUUAUUCUUCUACUGUACUAUAAUAUUCCAUCUCAACCCAUGAACAC